Molecule: messenger RNA, 1869 nt
Organism: Rattus rattus (black rat)
Lineage: Eukaryota; Metazoa; Chordata; Mammalia; Rodentia; Muridae
Gene: Cd24
Product: CD24 molecule
Exons: 2
Coding region: 100-330 (76 amino acids)
Biological process (GO): cell adhesion
Cellular component (GO): external side of plasma membrane
Source: RefSeq, a predicted model, not a curated record
GCCGGCCGCGCUCCCCACCUUGCCUGCGCCCGCGCGAGCCGAGCACAUCUCCACGCACCGAGCAUCCAGAGAGUCGCGCCGCGCGCCGACGGAGCGGACAUGGGCAGAGCGAUGGUGGUCAGGCUAGGGCUGGGGUUGCUGCUUCUGGCACUGCUCCUACCCACGCAGAUUUAUUGCAACCAAACAUCGGUUGCACCGUUUUCCGGGAACCAGAAUAUCUCUGCUGCCCCAAAUCCAACUAAUGCUACCACCAGAUCUGGGUGUAGCUCCCUGCAGUCCACAGCCGGUCUCCUGGCUCUUUCUCUCUCUCUCCUACAUCUCUACUGUUAGAGACUCAGGCCAAGAAACGUCUCUACUUCCCCAUCUAGACCCACCCCGAAUGGCAACCACAAGUCCAAUGUGACCAGGAAGAGACAGGUCCACAUCAAAUCGGCUGUUACCAUUACCUCAACAGAAAACACUGAGAAUCCGAAAUUCGACUGGCUUAAAGGACGCGUGAAGGGUUUGAGAGCUGAGAGAUGCCAAUAUGGGAUCUGCUGGAGUUUUAUGUCCGAGAUGGAGACAAGCUUCCAAAAUUGACGUGAUUUGCUCGAAAUGUGGCUUAAGAAAUGUGGACACUUAAAACUCUCACUCGAAAUCGGGCGUAGGUUUGAUGUAGAGGGAGAAGGAUGGGCUGUGGAAUGGAGGUCCAUUAUUUUCAUUGGUUCCUUCGACCUAUAAGGCCGUAACGCAGUUAGGUGGUAUUCAAAAGCUUCUCUGAUGCUAUUUCCGUGUAUGUUGGAAGGAACUACCAGGUGUUACUUUAAAUCCCCGAUGUGUUGUUUUGUUACUACUAAUUUAAUAGGCUAAACUCUAGGUGAAGUCCCAUGUCGUUGACCUCUGGUUCUUCUCUCCAGAACGGAACAUUUUACACCCUCCUUCUGUGGCUUUAGGUCUGACAUAUUGUAUUUGACCUUUGUUAGUAAUUGACACGGGCCAGGCAACGAUGGAUUGGAACCCACCCCCAAAUCCAGCCACCCCUGAAUAAAUCUGAUUUCAAAAGUCACAAUGGCAGAGCAUUUCCCAGUGUCUUUUCUCACUCACCACGGGUACCAAGUUCACUUAGGUGAGCUGGUUCUCCAGAGAGCAGAAUUCUGUUGAUCUCGGCUAAUCUCCAAACGCUGCGUUUUAUUUUGGCGGAUGUCGAGGGCUUUUCACGAUUUAAAGCGUGGUCUGUUAGCAAGGCCAACGUUAUGAGUCUUGAAAUUCUACAGGCAAAUAUGCAACCCAGCAUUUGGGAUGUGAGGACUGGAAGCUCUCACUGAAUUCACAAAGUCUUUUAUACAAUUUCUGUAAAUACUUUUUUUUUUUUUUUAAAGAGAAAAACAAAACCAUGGAUCGGAAUAGCCAUGUUUGGAAUACUUUGGUUAUCAGUUCAUAUUUUUAGAUAGUUUGACAUUGGUCCUGUGCCUGAGAGGGGGUUUGGUUCUACAGUAAGUUUUUUUUUUUCCAAUUUCCUUGAUACACACAUACCUUCUAAAACACAGACAUUUCCUCAAAAAAAAAAAAAAAAUCCUUUUGUUCGCAUGGUCACACACUGAUGCUUACCCAUUCUGGGAUCUAAUACGGUCACAGUAGUCUUGAUAACCAGAAUCAUUUUUUUCUCCGUCUUUAGAAACCUACCCGGGAACAAGGAGACCUCACAGACCCGAAGCUACUGUGUGUGUGAAUGAACACUCCCCUUGCCUCAUACCCGAAUGCUGUACAUCUAUUUGAUUGUAUAUUGUGUUUGUGUAUUUAUGCUUUGAUUCAUAGUAACUUCUCAUGUUAUGGAAUUGAUUUGCAUUGAACACAAACUGUAAAUAAAAGAAAGAAAUGGCUGAAAGAGCA